AGAAAAUAUUCAAUAGGGUGUGGUUGUGUUAUUCGCCGUUUCGUCGAAGUCCGUGUUAAAUUCUAGGAAGUACCUUUGUUUUCCCUGCAAUUUGCCACGAACACCUGAAUGGUAUUUCUUCACGCUUAGGGAGAUUAGAAUAGAAUUUAAUAAAAGGUCAAAGAGAACGGCUUGUUAUCAGAAAAUACUAUCUUAUCUGUGGGAUAAUAUAGGGAGACAGCUUAUAAAGUUACUCUAGUAUGAAAAAAAAAUUCCUUAUCAAUAGCGUGUUCUUUGCCCUGAGUAAAUAAACGAUGCAGCACGUAACUUUUAUAGGCGUUCUCGCUGGAUGCGAAGCUUGAUUCAUCCUAUAUUUUGACAGAUCUCUCCAACAUUUACAGAUUUAUAGUUGCGAUGAAAGCCGGCGAUACACAUAAAACGCUGUACAAAUCGAGGUGGUGACACAUUAAUGUAGGAGUAGUUAGCGCGAUUGAAGGGAGGUAUGAAAUUAGGCUGCCUAAUUGAAAGGGAGAGCAGAGUGGUAACAUGAAUGAAUCAGUGAGCAUCUAGUUGAUAAACAAAGAAAAGUGUUAAUUGUGAAAAAGUGAGAAGAAUGAGUCUUCUGAGAAAAAUGAGUGUAUUCAGUUCACGUUUGCCAUCAAGUGUCUUGAUAUUGUUCAUCAUACAGUUUGUGAGUAGUUUCAAUUUGGAGAAUCGACUGCCGAUAAUUAAGUAUGGAGAAACGGAUUCGUACUUUGGAUAUUCCGUCGCGAUGCACAUUGUUGGCGAGAAGGCGAGUUCUGACAACAGAAAAUGGCUUCUCGUUGGCGCUCCACUCGGACAGAAUUUGCAACCCAAGACAAACCACUCAGGAGCUCUGUUCAAAUGUCCUAUCACGCAGCACAACAAUGACUGUUCGCAGAUCAUAACAGAUGGCCGCAGAUACUUGGAUGAUGAGGAUAGCAUUGAGAAUCUUAUGCCGCCCGUCUUGGCGGAUGAGUUUAAGGACGAUCAGUGGAUGGGAGUCACGGUGAGGUCACAAGGAGCGAGUGGAAAAGUCCUGGUGUGUGCUCAUCGCUAUAUUGCCAUCAUGGGCGAGUCUCGCUUUGGACAGGGACUUUGUUAUGUGCUCAGCAACGAUCUAAAAUACGAUGAGAUUUAUGAGCCAUGCAAAGGACGCAGCACUGCGAGGGCUCAUGAGGACUUUGGCUACUGCCAAGCGGGAACUUCGGGAGCCCUUCUGGAUGAUGACACGGUUGUUCUGGGCUCACCAGGCCCGCUGACGUGGCGCGGAAUGAUCUUUGUCAUCUCCAUCGGCGGCGAGUACUUGACGAGGGACAAGACGAACUACUAUUCUCCGCACACGGACGCUUCGUCGCCGGUGGACAAGUACAGCUACUUGGGCAUGGCAGUGACAGGUGGACGCUACUUUGGCUCUCACAUGUCUUACGUGGCCGGAGCCCCGCGGUCCGCCGGCCACGGGCAAGUGAUGAUUUUCUCCAAAGGAGACCCACCCACGUCAAACCCCAUCAAUUUGACCGCCACGCUCGAUGGCGAACAAUUUGCCUCGAGUUUCGGAUACGAACUCGCCACGGCAGACGUGAACGGUGAUGGACUUCCUGAUUUGCUCGUGUCCGCGCCCUUUUACUUCUCUCGUGACGAGGGUGGCGCAGUUUAUGUCUAUCAAAAUGAGAACCAUCGACUUCCUGCGAUGCCCAAGCUGAAACUCACCGGAAAGCUGGAGUCACGCUUCGGAUUGGCGCUGGCCAAUUUGGGUGACAUCAACAAGGAUGGCUAUGAAGAUGUCGCCAUCGGGGCUCCGUACGAAAAUGACGGAGUGGUGUAUAUUUAUCUGGGAUCCGAGAGUGGACUCAAUAGAAAACCCAGUCAAGUCAUCACUGCUGCUGAUGUGAAACCGUCUCUGAAGACUUUUGGCAGUUCUCUCUCCGGCGGAAUUGAUGUGGACAACAAUUCCUAUCCCGAUCUCCUGAUUGGAGCGUACAGCUCAUCAGCAGCCAUUGUGCUCCUGGCCAGAUCAAUAACGAACAUCACGACGAAGGUUGAAGGCGCAUAUCUGACAAACAUCGAUCCAGCCAAAUCAGGAUGUCCAAAUGAUCCUGGCACCAAUUUGACGUGCUUCUCCUUCAAGGCGUGCUGUGCCAUUGAGCAGAUGGAGACUUCGUCGCCCUUUGAAUUCCUCAAUCUUGAGUAUGUGAUUGAAGCGGAAACAUUCGAUAAUCAGAAGAAAUUCAGCCGAGUGUUCUUUGGGCCGGACUUCAAGCAGCGCAAGAAUGUGGUGCGUCGACAGAUCCAAGUGAAGAGCAAUGGGCAGAUGAAUUGCAUUGAGCACGUGGUGUACAUCAAGGAGGGCACAAGAGACAUUCAAACUCCCAUAAAGUUCCGACUGAACUACACAUUCGUCGAACCGAAGCUGAAGGAAUCCGGUCUCAUUGCCUUGAAUCCGAUUCUCAAUCAGGCUCAGGCCAAUCGCAAAUUCGAGGCAACUUUCCAGAAGGACUGCGGCAGUGAUGACAUUUGCGAGUCUCAGCUGGAGAUUGCCGCCGAACUGGAGCUGCAGCAGGAGGGAAAUAUGUACACGCUUGUUCUGGGCGAGCGUGAUGAGCUGCAGAUGAAUGUGACGGUGACGAAUCAGGAGGAUUCGGCUUAUGAGGCACAAUUGUUCAUUCAACAUCAACCGAGUGUGUCCUAUAUUGCCGCCAUUCGGUCGGGAACUGUGAUAUGCAACCGAUUUAAUGAGACUAUUGUGGCGUGCACACUUGGGAAUCCCCUGAGACGCGAUGGUGUGGCCAGAGUGACUGUUCGCUUUGAUCCCAGUGGCUUGGAGGACUCCGUGCCGAGACUGAGUUUCCGCAUUUGGGCCAAUUCGACGUCCAAACAGAUCACUGAACUCGCGCCCACAAUGCUGGACGUGAAGGUGGUGAAGAAGGCACAGCUGAGCAUUAAGGGCUGGGCCAGACCCGAGCAAUCGUUCUACGGUGGGGAAAUCAAGGGCGAGAGCGCCAUGGAGUACUUUGACGAUGUGGGAACGGUGGUUCAUCACACUUAUCAAAUCUACAACGAUGGCCCAUGGAAGGCGCCUUACAUUGACGUCCGCAUCAUGUGGCCUCAUCAGGUGGCCAACGACAAGGAGCAGGGCAAGUGGCUGCUGUAUCUCGAGGAGGAGCCCACAAUUGAAGGUGCAAACGGAGCCGGUGAGUGCUUCAGGAGCGGCGAUAAGAUAAUCAAUCCUCUGGGCUUCAAGCGACGCGCUCUGAAUCUUCAGCGAGGAUUCAUGGAGGAUGAACUGCCUCCAGAGCCCUACAUUCGACGCACGCACAAUAAGACCGCUUUCUACUCCGCCGCGAGCUAUGAGAAAUCCUCCGUGGGCUCGUCCAAGUUCGAGAGCGCCCCAGUGAAUCGCGUGAGGCGGGAUCACGCUGUGGUGAUCCGGGCAGACAGUCUGGUGGACACUGAUGGGAAGAAAUCCGAUGUGGUGCACAUGGAUUGUGCGCGGAAGACUGCAAAGUGUGUCGAGAUUCACUGUGCCAUUUACAAUAUGCAGCGCAAAACUGAGGUCUACAUCCACGUGAAGGCGCGCCUGUGGAACUCCACGCUCGUGGCGGACUAUCCGGUUGUGGAUCGCGUGCACAUUGUGUCCCGGGCGAGCAUCAGCAUUCCUGAUCUCUACGGAAUUGACCAGUCGCGGGGGAAUUACACGACCGCAGUGGAGACGCUCGCGUAUCCGGAACUGAAGCUCGCCGUGGAGACUCCAGUGCCUCUUUGGGUGUACAUCAUCUCGAUUGUAUCCGGCAUCUUGGUGCUAAUAAUACUCAUUCUGAUCAUGUGGAAGUGCGGCUUCUUCAAGCGACGACGACCCGAUCCCACUCUCAGUGGGAAUCUGGAGAAGAGCGAAACGAAGCCCUUCAUAUCGAAAUGAGUUAUGAGUAGCCUUAGUGAAAUUGUGAUUUAGCCUAUUUCUUCCCGGAAAUUUUCUAGGUUCUCCGUUCGAUUCUUGAAUGAGAAAAAUUUGAUUUUAUAUAGACUUAUCCGUUUUGUAAGUGCAGAUUUUAUUGCAGAGAAAGAGAGAGAGAGAAAGUUUAGAAGAAGCGUUAUAAUACAUUUUAUGUAAUGUAAUUUAUUAGCUGUUCUGCCCUAAUAAUGUCGUCGUAUUGUAUUGGAUUAUAAUAACGAAAUGUUCUAAAUGUACUUAUGGGAAGUAUUCUUCCCACGUCACAUUUUAUCUUAAUAUUUUGAAUAGAUUGUAUUCGUUUUAUACACACAAAUACCAUGUUAUGAUAUAGAAUACUUAAUUCAGACCAAGUGUCCGGGGUCAACUUAUCAAAUUACACAGUAAUACUUCUAAAUAUUGAACUUUUACAUACAUAGAGAGUUAAGUGAGCAUGAUUGUGGCUUAUUUUCUCAUGUAAUUCUUGGGUAAUUUGGUAUUCCAAAUUCGAAUUUUAUUGCCUAAUAAAAAAUUUAUACUAAAGUGCAUUUAUAAGUGAUAAGAUAUCGCGCAUACCUUCAUAUUUAGAUGGUUAAAAAUAGUUUAAUGAUGCGUCUUUGUUGAGAAAAAAAAACUUCCAAAAAUGUAACAGUAUUUGUUGUAGUUUUUCAAUCUGUUUAAUCUGUGUCAAUCUGAAUUAUUGCAUUGGCUAAAAUGAUUAGGAAAAUAAAUGAUGUAACUUGUGUUUAGGAUUUUCAGAUUAUACAAAUAAAAGGUAGCUUUUGAAAGUA
Messenger RNA from Phlebotomus argentipes, 4716 nucleotides. RefSeq names its product integrin alpha-PS1 (gene mew). Gene Ontology annotation, cellular component: integrin complex; external side of plasma membrane. The record is from RefSeq and is a predicted model, not a curated record. The transcript is spliced from 6 exons. Bases 593 to 3916 code for a protein of 1107 amino acids. Gene Ontology annotation, molecular function: integrin binding. Gene Ontology annotation, biological process: cell-matrix adhesion; cell-cell adhesion; cell adhesion mediated by integrin. NCBI's taxonomy places the organism in Eukaryota, Metazoa, Arthropoda, Insecta, Diptera, Psychodidae.